AUGUCCACCACUACCAAAUCCUCCUCGACAAGAGUUCAAGAUCGUUCUUCAAAAGUACCUAAUAAAAAUGAUAGAGUUGGUAUAACACGUAUCAGAUUCCAAUCAGCAUUAAAAAGCCCAGAUACUACAAAGAGAGAUCAGAAAAUUGUUGUCUUGCAAGGACAAAUUAAAAAAAUUGAUAUUGAGUUGGAAAAGAUUAAAAGUGAAUUAAAUGAUGUUUCCAAAGGUACUAAUCAAUCACAAACUAUGAAGUCUUUACAAGAUCGAAGAAAGGCGAUUGUUAAAGAACAAAAUGAUUUGAAAUCUAAUAGACUUCAGAUUGAUAAACAGAUGGAAUUGGUCAAUCAAAGUAUUAAGAAAAAAAAUAAUGAAAUUAAUACUAAGUUAGAGUCCAACAAUAAACUGAAAUCUAAGGGGAAAAUGAAAACUGUUGAAGAUAUUGAAUUGAGGAUUAAUGAAUCGGAGAAAAAAAUUGGAUCAGGGAAUUUAACUCUUUUAGAUGAAAAAUUAGAAAUUAAACAUUUACAACAAUUAAAUAAAUUGAAAAAAGAUUUAAUUGCCCUAAAACCAAUCCAAAAAUCAAUUGAAACUGAUUCGAAGAAAUUGAUUGAACUGAAGAAAAAUUUAUCCCAUCAAAUAAAAUUAUCAAAGGAUUUAUCAACUGAAUUUAAGGAAAUUAAUGAAAAUUUAAAUGAGAUUUCUCAAAAUAUUAAAUUACAAAAUGACAAAAGAGUAAUUUAUGUAGCCAAAAGAUCGUUACUAUUUAAUAAGAAGGAUUCCAUUAGAAAGCAAAUAUCUUUAAUUCGUAAAGAUUUUAAUAAUGAAUUUAAAUCUUAUAAACAAAAAUUACAACAAGAAAAAUUGAACUUUGAAGAAGAUAAUAAGAUGAGAAGAUUAAUUGAGGCAAAGGAUAUAGCAAUGGAAAAAUUGAAUGCGAGAUUAAAUGAGGCUAAGAAAUUAGCCUUUUCAGAUGAAAUAUAUUCCAUUGAAAACAUUUUGUUAGCAUUAGACCCAACAUUUGAAAAACCAAAAAGACACUUGUUCAAUGAUCAAUCGAAAUUCUCAGAGAUUAAUCAUUUCCAAGGUAAUAACAGUAUAAAUUCUAAAGAUUUAGAAUUAUUAGAAAAUAGUAGACAAAAUGAUAUUAGUUGGUCAAAUACACCACCAACAAGAUCAAAGAAAGUUUUGAAAAGGUUCAAUAAAACUAUUGCAGAAGAUGAAAAUUUUAAUAAGACUACAAAUAAUAAUAAUAAUAAUAGUAGUAGUAGCAGUAAAUUUUUAUUAGAACCCUCACUAAUAGCCUUAUUAGCAGAAUUAGAUAUAGUUGUACCAUUAAACUCAGAACAAGUUAACAAAACGAUUGAAGAAUUAAAAUCAAAACGUCAGUUUUAUUUAUCAAGACAAGAUGAGCAAACUGAAAAAAAUAUUAAAUAUGUUACUGAUCAAAUUGAAAAAGUAAUGAAUGAAUAUUAUAAGAAUGAAAAAAUUAUCAAAGAAAGAUUAGCAUUGAAGAGAAAAUCUGAAAGUAAGUCAAAUACAAUAAAGGAAAAAAUGAAAGAUUCAGGUGAUGCGAAGGUGCAGGAUUUAAAUCCAUUACAAACUAAUGAUAUCAGGCAAGAAGUUUCAUCCAAAAAAGGUAAGAAAGCAUCAAAGAAUUCAAUAACUUCUAAAAAUAAUGAAGCGUCAAAACAAAUACUGGGAGUAUCAACACCGAGUGAAGUUGAAAUAGUUAUAGAAAAUGAUGACUUCAAAAUUAAUGAAUCAAAUGAAGUUGAAAAAACAGAAAAUCAAUCAGCAAGCAAUAAUGUAAAAAUUUCCAAUACAGAAGUCCAACAAAUUGAUGAUAAAAAUUUGGAAUAUCCACAAAAUAUAAUUGAAUUAAAGCAAAAUGAAUCAGAUACUAUUACCAACUCAGAUGAAAGUGAAGAAAAAGAAUUUGAAUUGAAAAUUACUAAAGAAUAUACGGAAGACAAUUUAGAAAAAGAAAAAUUAACAGAAAUCGAAUCUGAGGAAGCUCAAGAAGUAAAAGAGAGUAAAAAUAUAAUUGAAGACAAAGAAAUUAAAGAACAAUCUGAAUUAGAUAGUACCAAUUUAGAUGCCUGUGAAGAAACCAAGGAAGUUCAAGAAUUAAAAGAAUCUGAAUCAAACGAAUCGGUUCCUAAAGAAAUUGAAACAUCUGAAGUCAAUGAGAAACAAAAUCAAACUGAGUUGAUAAAUUUAGAAGAAGUUAGUGGAGAAAUUGAACGAAAAUCUGUUGAAACUGUUGAAGACUAUCAAAAAACUAAGUCCAAAAAGGUUGAUGAACAAAAAGAUACUCAGGUGACUUCUCUCAAUCUUGAGUCUGAAGAAAUAAAAGAAUCAGGAUCAAGCACAAUCGAAAAAACAGAUAAUACUGUAACCAAAGAUGAGCUUGCUUUGCAGAACUCUUCCACUUAUGAAGAUGAGGAAAUUAUUGAAGAAUUCGUAAUUGAUGAAGAAAAUAACUCAAAAAUUCUUAAUAGAAAAGGAGUUUCACAGUUACCUAUUGAAGCUUGA
Molecule: messenger RNA, 2535 nt
Organism: Henningerozyma blattae CBS 6284
Lineage: Eukaryota; Fungi; Ascomycota; Saccharomycetes; Saccharomycetales; Saccharomycetaceae
Exons: 1
Coding region: 1-2535 (844 amino acids)
Biological process (GO): intracellular mRNA localization
Cellular component (GO): nuclear outer membrane-endoplasmic reticulum membrane network; ribonucleoprotein complex; endoplasmic reticulum
Molecular function (GO): mRNA binding
Source: RefSeq, a predicted model, not a curated record